AUGUAUGCACGAGGACGAAACAACAUCAGCAUACAAUCACAAUACAGUGAAGAUGAACAUGAUGAAUCGACAAGUUCAGGCUUUACGUUAGUUAUGUUAAUUGUACACAAUCUCGAUCAUAUGAUGCAACCACAUGAAUGGGAAACACUAUUAACACGCGAAAUACAUGGCGCUAGAAUUCUGGGUGUAUCCGUUAUUCGUGAGCAAUCAUGUUCACGUCCAUGGGGUGAAGGAGAAUUGACAGCAUAUAUAUUUACUCGACAUGAUGCUCCACUUAUUCGACAAUAUUUACAUAAUAGACGGCUCGGUUUCCGACGUUUACAUGUAGAUGCUGUUGCUAGCGAAGGCGGAAUUGAAGUGUUUCUCGUUCAUAAAAUUCUGCAACUACUAAAACUAAACCCACAAAUGUCGGACAUCGCUAUUGAACAACGUAUCAGCAGUUUCUUUCGACGUAUUCCAGCUUCUGUACGUCCUCGUGACUAUGAUCGUGUUUCUGCUAUGCGUUUGAUAAACGAAUGUAUGGGUUUGCCAGCUUCGCCACCUGUUACAAGCGAAGACAGUGAAGCGGACGGAGAUUCACCCCCACCACAUAUAUCCACUACCUCUGUCCCGCCUGCACCCGCAAUAUCAAUACCACCACAAUCGACAUUACCUCCGCAACAAUCACAACCGCCACAGCACCAACCCCAGCCUCCAGUACAGCAACCUAGUGCAAUCCCAAUUUCGAUACAACCACAACCAGAGCAACAAUCCGCCUUCAAUCCUCAAUUGAUAACAAUCGAUGAACGUACAUUACAACUACAUUUUACUCCACUUUAUUUUGAGCUUCUAGAUGCUAUGGCGAAUAUAAAAAACAACAAUGAAUACCUACAAUUAACAAAUCCUGGACUAUUCUAA
Molecule: messenger RNA, 897 nt
Organism: Adineta ricciae
Lineage: Eukaryota; Metazoa; Rotifera; Eurotatoria; Adinetida; Adinetidae
Source: the annotation of a GenBank genome assembly